This is a messenger RNA of Dioscorea cayenensis subsp. rotundata (Guinea yam), 3502 nucleotides long. Its product is annotated as probable alpha,alpha-trehalose-phosphate synthase [UDP-forming] 7. Gene Ontology annotation, biological process: trehalose biosynthetic process. The record is from RefSeq and is a predicted model, not a curated record. Gene Ontology annotation, molecular function: catalytic activity. Lineage: Eukaryota; Viridiplantae; Streptophyta; Magnoliopsida; Dioscoreales; Dioscoreaceae. The transcript has 3 exons. Gene Ontology annotation, cellular component: cytosol. The coding region runs from base 85 to 2724 and encodes 879 amino acids.
AAACUCCUCUCUUUCUCUCUCUCUCUCUCUCUCGCGCAAGUCAGAGCACGUUCUCAAAACCCUAACCCUAGAUCGCUAUCAAAGAUGAUGUCCAGAUCGUACACCAACCUGCUAGAUCUCGCCGCCGGGAACUUCUCGGCGCUCAGCGUCGGGGGCGGUGGAACACCACGAGCCAGGCGGCUACCCCGCGUCAUGACCGUCCCGGGCAUCGUCUCCGAGCUUGACGAUGAGGAACGUAGCGUUUCCUCUGAUGUCCCUUCUUCGCUUGCACAGGAUCGGAUCAUUAUUGUUUCGAACCAGCUGCCUGUGCGCGCCCGCCGCCGGCCGGAUGGCCGUGGGUGGUCGUUGUCUUGGGAUGAGGAGUCGCUUCUUCUCCAGCUCCGGGAUGGGCUUCCUGAAGACAUGGAGGUUCUUUAUGUCGGUUCUCUCCGCACUGACUCUCCUGUCGACCCCAGUGAACAUGAUGAUCUCUCGCAAACGCUUCUCGAUCGGUUCAAGUGCGUGCCUGCGUUCCUCCCUCAGGAUCUUCUCGAGAAGUUCUACCAUGGGUUUUGCAAGCAGCGCCUAUGGCCUCUCUUUCACUACCUGCUGCCUUUCCCCGGGCCGCACCAUGGCGGCGCCGGCCGUUUCGAUCGGGGGCUGUGGGAAGCGUAUGUUCUCGCCAAUAAGAUCUAUGCUCAGAAGGUCAUCGAGAUCAUCAGCCCCGAGGAUGACUAUGUCUGGGUUCACGAUUACCAUCUCCUUGCUCUUCCCUCCUUUCUUCGCCGCCGGUUCCUCCGUCUUCGCAUGGGGUUCUUCCUCCAUUCCCCUUUUCCUUCAUCCGAGAUCUAUCGCACGCUUCCCGUACGGGAAGAGAUUCUUCGGUCCCUGUUGAACUGCGAUCUCAUCGGAUUUCACACCUUUGAUUAUGCUCGGCACUUCCUGUCCUGUUGCUCGCGGAUGCUCGGGCUUGAGUAUCAGUCUCGGCGGGGGUAUAUCGGCCUGGAAUUCUUCGGCCGCACUGUUGGCAUCAAAAUCAUGCCUGUUGGAGUCCAUAUGGGACAGCUUGAAUCCGCCCUGGGGUUUCCUGAUCGUGAGUGGCGGGUUGCUGAGCUAAAGAGGCAAUUUGAAGGGAAAACCGUGCUUCUUGGUGUUGAUGAUACUGAUAUUUUUAAAGGGAUAAAUCUGAAAUUGUUGGCCUUUGAACAGAUGUUGAAGCUGCAUCCCAAAUGGCAGGGAAGGGCUGUGCUUGUCCAGAUUGCUAAUCCGGCCCGAGGGAGAGGAAGGGAUUUGGAUGAGAUCCAGGUGGAGAUCGAGGAUACUUGUAAGAGAAUUAAUGAGCAAUUUGGCAAUGAUGGUUAUAGGCCAGUGGUGUAUAUUAAUCAUGACGUGUCUUUCAGUGAAAGGAUUGCAUACUAUACAAUUGCAGAGUGUGUGGUUGUGACUGCAGUGAGAGAUGGGAUGAACCUGAUUCCUUAUGAGUACAUUGUGUGCAGGCAGGGGAUAUCAGGUUCUGAAGCAAGCCAGGAUUCAGGUUCUUCUGUAAAGAAGAGUAUGCUGGUGGUGUCGGAGUUUAUCGGGUGCUCCCCGUCUUUGAGUGGUGCCAUACGAAUCAACCCUUGGAACACAGAGUCUACCGCGGAGGCUAUGAAUGAAGCAAUAUCUAUGUCUGAGGCAGAGAAACAGCUGAGGCAUGAGAAACAUUAUAGAUAUGUUAGCACACAUGAUGUAGCUUAUUGGUCGAGAAGCUUCAUGCAGGACAUGGAGAGGACUUGCAAGGAUCAUUUUAGGAGGAGGUGUUGGGGGAUCGGGUUGGGCUUUGGAUUCAGAGUGGUGGCUCUUGAUCCCAAUUUCCGGAAGCUCAAUACUGAUGUGAUAGCUUCAGCAUAUCAGAAGGCCAAGAGCAGGGCAAUAUUGUUGGACUAUGAUGGCACAAUGAUGCCCCAGACAUCUAUUAACAAGACCCCCAGUGAGGAGGUUAUUUCCAUUAUCAAUAAAUUGUGUUCUGAUAGUAAGAAUAUUGUCUUCAUUGUCAGUGGGAGAGGAAGGGACAGCUUAGGGAAGUGGUUCUCACCGUGCAAGAAGCUCGGCAUUGCAGCAGAGCAUGGGUACUUCCUGAGGUGGAGUGGGGAGGAUGAAUGGGAAACUUAUGGGCAGACUAAUGAUUUCGGAUGGAUACAAAUGGCUGAACCAGUGAUGAAACUGUAUACAGAAUCAACUGAUGGGUCUUCUAUAGAGACUAAAGAAAGUGCACUAGUGUGGCAUCAUCAGGAUGCAGACCCAGACUUUGGUUCCUCUCAAGCUAAAGAGAUGCUGGACCACCUGGAGAGUGUGUUGGCUAAUGAACCAGUUGUUGUGAAGAGUGGUCAGUUCAUUGUGGAAGUUAAGCCACAGGGAGUUAGCAAAGGUCUAGUUGCUGAGAAGAUCUUAUCAUCUAUGUUUGAACAUGGGAAACAAGCAGACUUUGUCUUGUGCAUCGGUGAUGAUAGAUCUGAUGAGGAAAUGUUUGAAGGUAUUAAUGGAUUAGUGAAUAAGCAUUUGGUUGCCCCGAACACAUCAUUGUUUGCUUGCACAGUUGGACAGAAGCCAAGUAAGGCCAAGUAUUAUUUAGAUGACACAUCUGAUGUGAUAAGCAUGCUACAAGGUCUCGCAGAAGCCUCUGAAGAAUCAUCAUCUCCUGUCUUCUCUGACGAAUCUGAACUGUCCCCUUCCAGUGAAGUGCAAACUGAAAGACUAUAUGUUUAAACUUCAAUUUUGGUCCCCAUAUCUACCAAACCCAGGAAUCGGAGCCACAGAAAGCAACCUCAUAGCAUUCGGCGUUGGAAGCACUUAAAUGGACUUAUGAACUUAUAAUAGAGGAAUGGGGACCCCGUGUUUAUAUGAAUCAGGACCCUUUUUGUCGACGCACUUGUUUGCAAAUGCUGGAGCCAAAAUUUCUGCCCCUACUCUGGUUCAGACUCAAGAGUUGCAAUUUUGGAUGUGUUUUAAGUUGUUGGAUCCCUCGUUGCUAAAGUUAUUCUCACACUGAUGAUUGCCGGAUAAUCCUCUGGCUAGCGGUCGAUAAAACUAGCGCAGAAGAUUGUUAUGUUAACCAGCUGAAACAGUACUGAUAAAUGAUAUAACCCAGUUUGCCACCCUUUGUAGAAAAUCCUAUUCCGUAUGUCAGUUCAUUUUUCUAUCAUUCCAGUGGGGUAAUCUUCUUCAUUUCCUUUUGCAGUAUUCAUUGAUUGAAUUAUCUUUCUUUUCUCCUCUGGUGAAGAAAAUGAAUGGAUAUACUGCCCUGCCCCUUCAACCGUGCUAGUUUAGUUUAGUUUUUUUCAAAGGUUGCAAAAUGUAAUCAGUUAUGAUUCUUUGAACUGUUGUUGUUUGCUCAUUUGGCUGUUGUACCUUUUUUUUUUUUCUGGAUUGCUUUUUUCUUUACAGUGAAGAAUGAUUUCUAAUAGAAAAGGGAGGUCAAACCUCUUGUAAGUUAUAACAGGCAUGGUAAUCUAUUUUUGUAAUAGAUUUAUUACUAUUCCUAUGA